ACCUCAAUGUCCUCAAUGUAACAGAGGUGAAGAGCAUACAAACAACGAAACAACCAAUACAAAUUCAAAUAAUUAUAAAUAUUACACUGUUUAUGAAUAAUAUAAACAUACCUAAUCUCUUAAAAAUAGUAUUAUAUUAUUAUACUUUGUUUUAAAUUUGAAAGGACUAAAAGACAUGUAAAUAACAAUACCUUCUUCCCAAGGAGCAUUGAUUAUGUUGUAGUUUACUAGAAAUUAGUAGUUAUACUGGACCUAUAACUCCAAUAAAGCAACAAAAUAGUGUAAAAAUGUUAAAUUUGAUAAUGAACUGAAAUAUGGCAAAAAUGGAGACAAAAAAACAUUUAAAAGACAACCCUGAUUAUUCAAAAGAUGUUGAUAAUCUAUGGGAAACAAUGGAGAUGGUAAUUGGCUCAAGUGAUGACGAUAAAGAUAAGUCAUCAGAGAACCCAGAUUCAACUUCUUCCUCAAAGAAAGAUUCUAACUUACAAACCAUUGCCCAAGUGGUAAAAGAUCCACCCCUUACCUUACAAGUGAAACCCGAAUCAAACAUAACAGAGUUACAAAGAAGAGAUCAAUUACGUAGAGAAAAACAAAGGCGCAAAAACCAGAAAUACAAAGAAAGACUUCAGGAGAAACAACUUCGGGCUAUAAAUCGCCAUUUGAACCAAUAUGGUGGGCAAAACUCUUCAAUGCCGGCAUUAAUUAAGCCAUUAUUAGGUGUGCAACUACCAGAAAAGGCAAAUCCAGAAGAAAAUUCUAAUAAGAUUAUUAAAGAAAAUCCAGAACCUCAACCAAAAGUUCCUAUAAGCAAUAAAACAGAAACUUCUAAUGGGAAUCCUUUAAUGGAAAUAAAUGAGAAUGGAAAGGAAAAUAAUUAUCAGGUGGUAUUUGUAUCCAAUAAACCUGGAGGUGAACUAACUGAGGAAGAAGGAGAAAGAGUUCAAAAUCACAUUCUCGAUCAUAUGAUGACUGCUAUGGCAAAUUCCAACCAGAUUGAACUCCAGUUUACAAAUGCAGGUCUUGUGUCUCCCCCCAACUUCUUUUUAAUUACAUCAGCAAACGAUGAGUCCUACACCUGGUUGUUAAAACAAUGCCCUCCAUAUAAAGACGGCGAUUUUAAUGCUAAACCUUUAGCAGUCAAAGUUGCUCCAUGGCCGAAAGUAAUCUCUUUCCGCUUGAAGAAACAGAAAGUCGAUAUUCCGGAGCUGCUGUCUGUCCUGAAUCUUCAAAAUCGGCAAAGUCAAGUGCAAAAAUGGACACAUUUUUCAACAAGAGGGAAACCUGGGGACUGGGAAUUGUUAUUUCAGGUUCCGGGGGAUGUUUUUGAUAAUAUUAAGGGUGCCAAUUGGAAGCUGUAUUAUGGGCUGGUACUUCUCACAGUCAGGCAUGACUCAGGUGCCAGUGAAGAAUUACGUCGAAGGCUUCUCGAUAAAAUGAAUUGAUUCUGUUAUAGAAAUCAAAAUGUUUUUUAUUCUAUUUUUGAGCUCUAAUAAAUGUCUAACUCAAAGUAUCUAUUUUUCAAAAACAUUAAUAAGUUAUUCUUAAUUUAUUAUGGUUAAAAAGAAAAGAAGGGACUUAUUAUCAUUUAUGUUUAUUAUCUUUUCAGGCAACUGCAGUUUACAAAUGUUAAGAAUAUGCAAAGUUUAAGUUUUGUAAAUAACUUGAAAAAGGACCUGCCAUGCAAUAAUUUUUAAAUUAGUCUUGUUUUGUGUCAGUAGGAUAUUCCAUGUUUUUAAAAUGUUCACUUAAUGAACUGACACAUAAAAAAAAUAUAAUUUAUUAACAUUUAUUAUUAUAAUUUUUAACAUAAUAUGAGCGAUAUUAAAGUCAGCCAAGUGCAAAAAUAUUAUAUCUUCAUUUUUAAAAAUAUUCCAAUGAAAAUCCCAUUAAAAACAUACUAGG
Messenger RNA from Anthonomus grandis grandis, 1902 nucleotides. RefSeq lists its product as uncharacterized. The transcript has 2 exons. The coding region runs from base 315 to 1442 and encodes 375 amino acids. The record is from RefSeq and is a predicted model, not a curated record. NCBI's taxonomy places the organism in Eukaryota, Metazoa, Arthropoda, Insecta, Coleoptera, Curculionidae.